Messenger RNA from Aureobasidium musti, 1125 nucleotides. NCBI's taxonomy places the organism in Eukaryota, Fungi, Ascomycota, Dothideomycetes, Dothideales, Saccotheciaceae. The record is from the annotation of a GenBank genome assembly.
AUGACGCAGCUCACAAUCGAUACCGCCGAGUAUACGGACACUUGCAUGGACACAUACGACUGGGAGUAUCGUGAUGAAGAGCUGUUGUUAUCUUUUCUGGCUGUUUUGAAGAAACUAGGACGGUUACGAAACCUACGGUCGGUAACGUUGAGAUGCAGCAGUGAGUGUGUCGGUCCACAGCAAAGACGCCACUGGUGGGCGAGAAAUGUACCUGAGUGCAUCAAGUUUAGGACGGAUGUGUUGCAAAGUCUCUUUGCUGGCUUGAAUGCCAGUCAUGCGACACCGAAGUUGGAACACCUCUGUAUCGAAAACUUGCAAGGAUGCGGAAAUGAGACGGUGGCUCGUUCUAGAGACUUCAGAGCAGUCAUGUCGCGUGUCCGUAAACUGGACCUUCAGAUCACCACCGAGGAUGUUGAUGGUGAUGGCUCAUUGCCUGCAAACCUCGGUAAGAAAGAGCUCCAUUCGUUCUUUGGGCAUCGGCUCGUACAGGAAUGGCUUGAGCUAGUCCGUAACAACUUGACACAUCUGAAGCUCUACUCACGAAAUAUGUAUUUUGGAUAUCUUCCAAAGUGUCAUCUGCCCACCUUUUCAGCUUUACGAUCCUUGACGCUCGGAGGAAUGAGUUUUAACCACGACGAACAAUUGAAUUGGAUAUUGUCGCACCGCGAUACUCUUGAAGAGCUUGUUAUUGACAAUUGUCCUAUUGUCAUCGGCGUGCGCAUACCAUCGACCCUGGACUCGGACAAUUACCCAAUAGAACCAUUGUUCAACUCGAGUACCACAGGAUCUAUACUUGCACCUUCAAGCUUUCUUUACUCAGCACGUUGGCGUGACUACUUCUCUCGAUUCGCAGUCGGACUUGUCAAGCUAAGGUCCAUACGUUGUGGUUUCGGCGACUGGUAUGAUAACACUGCAUUUCCGAAAUCAAUGGAGCUUGGUACAGGACUCUGGGCGCAAAGAUAUCGGAUUCUGGAUGAUGGCGAAUGGAGAAGACCGCGAUUUGGUGAACAUGGCUCCUACGAUGGUAAAUGGAGUGAUCCUCCUGUAUAUCCCGAUUGUACGGAUGAAGACUGGAUUGCAUUGUGUGAGGUGAAGGCUGCGAUUGCAUCCAGACUUGGUGGCUGA